CACAGCCUUCAGACUUGUUUCGCGUAUCGCGCUUUGAUCAAGGCCCUCGUGCAUUUUACAGCAUUCGUAGACUUUCGAAAUGUUGAGCUGGUUCAUUUUUUGCUUUCUAGCAGGCUUGCAAGCUUCUUUUGGGAACUAUGUUCCCAUUUGCCAGCAGGCAAGUGAACGGAACGUAUCUAGCCCAGAACUGCCUACCUUUCCAACGGCCUUCUCGACCUCUGUAGAGGUAACCAUCGUCAACAAGAACUACACUGCCAUUUACAAGGAAUUCUAUGACCUAGCCGCGAACAAGGGUAGCUUGCAGCGAACAAAAGAUGGAAAGACAACCCGCUCUAUCUACGACUACAGUUUAGACGAGAGAAUCGAUUUGGAUAUGAGUGCGCAAAACUGUUUCGUCUCUUCUAUAUACGUAGGACCACGUCAUUUUAAUUUCUUCGGAAACAACAACUCGCACAUCGAAAGCGUCUCACAAUUGUUUCAUUUUGCAAAAAGGUUUAACGAAACCUAUAUGGGUGUUGUGUCCAUUCGAGGAAUCAGAUGCAAUCAUUGGAGGGCUUGUGUUGUGCAUGGUAAUAGUUCAUAUUACUUGGACUAUUAUUUUUCAGUGCCAGGUUGGAAAACAAGUUGGCCCAAUGCAACAGUGGUGCGGGCUGUCAUUAAUGGUACAUCUGUCAGGGGUGGUGCCCCACAUGAUUUUUAUCAUGUUUAUGACUUUUUCAAUUUCCGACCUGGUUCCCCAAACCCAUCUGAAUUUCAGCUUCCCAGUGGAUAUUUCUGUGCAGGACUUAAAGGUUUAAACAAGACUGUCCCUAAAGUUCCUUCAGCGUUUAGUGUGAACUUAGAAAUGGUUUUGAGAGGCACCCGGAGAAACAGAACUUUUUUUGUUGAUUCAAAUUUGCAGGAAAUUUAUGACCUUGAGAAAAAACUGUUCUUGGUGAAGUACCCAAACUGGUUUAGUAGCCAUGGUCAAGUUGUAACAAUCCAUGAUUUCAACACAGGAAUUUCUUACAAUAUAUCAACUGGCAAGACUGGGCCAGUGUGCAACAUAUCUGCUCUGUCUUCUUUGACACGAAGUUGGGAUGUGUAUCGUGACGGACACCACCACAUUCGCAUGAAGACAACUCAUCAGUUAUUUAACACACCUCAAAGAAAUGGGUCAUCUCCCCUUAUUUACAAGGGUUCUUCUACUGUGCGUGGAAUUGAUGUAGACAUCUGGGUUGGAAAGGGCAUGAUCAAAAACAGGACUUCAAAUGAGUCGACUGAGGCUAUCUUUGAGUAUUCCUUCUCAAAACCAAAGUGGAUAUUCAUGGCAGGUUCACAGACCAACCAAACCCAGGUCCCUGUGCGCCUCGACAUGUACACAUCAGAUGGACAUCACUUGAUGUUUAACAUGUUCAAUUUUGAUGCUAAGGCUGCAGAGACAACAGCCUUUGACAUUAAACCUUGCUUCAAAUGGGAUGAGCAACGUUAUGUUCAGUUUAACCUUGAAGGUAAUUAUGCAAAAUAUGCUACCUCAAGGGAGUUCAAGUUAUCUCUCAGCAAGACUAUCAGUGAAGCAGCAAAUGUGACAAUUAUCAGAGUAAAUGGAAUGAGGUUAAUGGACAACGAGGGUCAAAUGACUGUUGCUUUCAUUUUGCUGAACAAAACAAAGCCUGUUGUUGAUGCAGAGGUUACAAUAUAUCCUGAAAAUGGUCUCAAGGAUGCAGUGGGUGCCUUAAAGAAAACAGUUCAGAGUGGAGCAUUCAAAGUUAACUUCCAAACCAAAGCCAUACCUGCUGAGAAGUCUUCAUUCAGAGAAGGCCUGGUGCCAGCAACGCCUCCUCCUGCUCCACCCAGACCAACAGAGAAACCCACAGGCAAACCAGUUCCAGGGGAUAAAAGUGAAGUCAAAACAAAGGGUGUGUCAAGUGGUGCAGCAGCUGGAAUUUCUAUCCUCAUGCUCGUAGUUGGAAUAUUUGGAGGCUUGGUUGUUGCACAUGUGAUCAUGAAGCGUCGUGGAACAAGCUUGUUCCAGUAUCAGCGUCAGGCAUAGCUGUAGUUGUGCUCAGUUAGUUGUUUACAGUAUAACCCCUUUUGUAUUACUCCAUUGUGCUAAAAUUUUUUUGUUCCAUUUGUGUUAAUAAUGAGCAUAAUUUUACAUUGGUCCAAUGUUGUUUACAGUAUAACCCCUUUUGUGUUACUCCAUUGUGCUAAAAUAUUUUGUUCCAUUUGUGUUAAUAAUGAGCAUAAUUUACAUUGGUCCAAUGAAUGUAGAGUAAGGAUCUAAAGCUGUUAUGGGUUUUCUGCCACUCAAGUCUGGUUUCAUCAUUUUAGAAUAUCAGGUACAGUACAGUGCGAAAGGGAGUGAUAUGAGUUACAGCAAAAGUGAGGAAGCCACAGUUGAUCUUUGUUUUAAAAAAUGGAUUGUUUAAGAAGCUUCUCUGAAUUGUAAGAUUCUGGCAGAAUCAAUAGUGUUAGCCAUGUUUUAUUAAUUUUUUAAGUUACAAUAACUGAGGAAGUAAAAAACUUUUUUAAAGAUCCACCUAAUCAGUUGUUGGGGAAUCUAUGUGGAAUCUAUGGAUCUAUGUGCAACCCAAACAUAUAGCCAAUCCCUUAAUCCUUUAACUCACAAAGUUGAACAGAAUAUCAAUUCUGCCUCUGUAUGUGUCAUAAAUUUCUUAAAGUUUUAGCAUAGGGUAUUUUGGUCAUCAAUCUAACAAUAUCCUAUAGCUGAUAUUUUCAGGCUUCGAUCUCUAUCACCUUUCUGCUGUAAUAAGAAAAAUGCAUUUUUUGUUGCUCUUGGGAGUGAAAGGGAUAAAAUAAGCUGAUGGGAGAAAUAAUGUGCUCUCUAUUGUUUUCCUUUGUGACCAGAUACAUGUACAACAUAUUCACUAGACGUUGUAUGAUACUAGUACAGAAUGCAUAUGUACGAAAUGCAUUUGUUACAAAGAAGGCAUUCUGUCUAAGCAUUCAUGUAAUUAUUUACAUUUUGUUUAGCACCUGUGCACUUGAAGUUUCUUAAAUAUGUAUUGAUAAAUGCAUAGUCACAUUGAAGUGGGAAUGGGAACUCUUCUCACUGACUCUAAAGUGUAAAAUCUAUUCUUUCAUACAAUAUGCAGACUUAUUUAACUGUGGAAUAGCUAUAAGCUAACAUAAUUUAAGCUAGGUAUAAGUGGUAAGUGUCUAUGUCCAUCCAUUUUUUAACACCUUGUAGUAGUUAGAGGAGUAAGAUUUAAAACUGUGUGGGUAAGGUAUUUUUAUUUAUUGCUGAGCUGUUGAUGUUCAUUAUUAUUAAAACAUCAACUUCAAGGAAACAAUGUUUUCCUUUAAGUAAAUAAUGUGUAAGGUGGUGGCUCAAUGUGAGUCAGUCAGCAACUUUAUGUGAUUAAAUUGUGGAUGAAAA
This is a messenger RNA of Pocillopora verrucosa, 3382 nucleotides long. RefSeq lists its product as uncharacterized. NCBI's taxonomy places the organism in Eukaryota, Metazoa, Cnidaria, Anthozoa, Scleractinia, Pocilloporidae. The record is from RefSeq and is a predicted model, not a curated record.